Molecule: messenger RNA, 3486 nt
Organism: Temnothorax curvispinosus
Lineage: Eukaryota; Metazoa; Arthropoda; Insecta; Hymenoptera; Formicidae
Exons: 6
Coding region: 1-2796 (931 amino acids)
Biological process (GO): Ras protein signal transduction; positive regulation of GTPase activity
Cellular component (GO): plasma membrane
Molecular function (GO): guanyl-nucleotide exchange factor activity
Source: RefSeq, a predicted model, not a curated record
AUGAACGCGUCACGUGGAACGAGGUCGUCCGGUCGGUCGCGGGGUAACAGGAUACGCAAGUUAUUGCUGUCAGAGUACCGCGAGUUCUUCGAGACGAUCCUGGUGGAGUCGCCGUUCGCGGAGACCACGAGAAACGGACGGGGAGUGCGUCAGGUCGCCCUGGGCCUCACGCCAACCAGGUUGAUCGUCGCCGCCGAUAUCCUCCAGACUAAUCCCGAUUUCUUUUGCCCGCCCGGUAUCGACGCCAGUAUCGAGAGCUUCGAACUGGUCUCCGUGUAUCCCUUAGAAUAUGUCACGCUCAGCGUGUUCAGGAGGAGACGUCGCAGGACUCUGAAGGCAAGAUUCAUUAACGGUCGAGUUAAUUAUUAUGAGCUCGGCGGCGCGCAGCGCAGGGUUUCUUGGAAGAUCUGGUGCGAACAGGUACGAAGAUUACUGACCCAGAAGGUGGACGGUAGCUCGUUAUCCGAAACAACGGCGGCGAGCUCGUCGAGCAGUAGCACCCUGUAUUUGUUGUCGUCCGAGAUCGAAGUCAGGAGUAAUCGCGACGCGAAAUACAAGAGAUCGGUAUUCAGAGUAUGGAAUCAUUAUGGAGGAGCCGGCGAUUAUAUUAUUCCCACGUGGACCGAUAAGGACUUGUAUCUCGGGCCAGCUUAUAAUGAAUUGACGAACGGCCGUUAUACCCCGGUUCCGGUGAGAUUCGCCGGAGCCAGCCUAGAGGAUCUCAGGUACGAGCUGGAGGAUCGCACGCGUUACAUCGCUUGCGAGAAAUCCUGCCACAGCUGGCCGUGUCAGACGAGAUUUGGCGGUCGGGCAAGAUUGCAACGCGCCGACGGUCUCUGCAAUGUCCUUUUCGCAAGAAGUCGCAACGCACGUCGUCACGAUUACGCGGCAAGUUGCAAAAAGCGCCGAAACAUGCUCUUCGAAGAAGAUUUCAUCGAGCACGUGGAAAAGAAAUACGGAAAACGCCAGCAACAAUAUCGGGAAGGACCAAAGAGACCUUUAGCGUCGAAGAUAUCGCGUUUCGGCUUUGGAGUGCCGGAGAAAUGCAAUUCCGAAUUGAUUCUGGGCCCUUAUCGCGGCGAUUCGGGCUACGUCGACGUCGUCGAUCCUCGCAAGCUGAUCGAGAGCGGCGUGACGAUCUGGGAGGACAAUUGCCGAUCCUUGAAGGAUAGGAGGCAUCCGCGGAGAUACGGCUUUUCCUCGGCGGCGCAUUUCUUCCACGCGCUCGGCCCGUGGUCCGUACAACCUGGCGAACGGGAAACCGUGCAGACUCUCAGAUCACCGAGCGCGGUUAACAUCCGCAGACAACCCUCGGAUCCGGAGCUGAGGCUUCCGGUCUCGCGCCGUCAAUUGACAGCCAGCGUCUCCUGCGCCGCUUUGACAUCCGGCGGAUCCAGCAUCAUUGGCACCGUCACUAGGGGACGAGUGAUACUCUUCUGGACGCCAGAAUAUUGGUACAGGCCUCAGGCAGCGGCAGCUGCCUACAGAGAGCUGAGGCAUCACUUGGCGUCUCUGCAGAACUUCCGACGCGGGAAGGAGAGGCAGACGAGAAGAAAGUUCUUCUGCCGACGAAAGAAUCGGCUCUCAGGCGAGGGCUAUAAUUUCGAGGCUGUAAUUACCGGGAAAUCCAACAGUCUCUUGGAUCGCGUGCUUUCCAUCAAUGGCGCGCGCAAGACGAGCGGGAAGACGAGCGAGAACGCCGACGACGUCGACAGGGGCACGGCGCAAUUACGGAGAUUGUUAAGGAUGAAUCUUCGCAUCACCGUGUGGGACUUGGACAGCACCACCCUCGCCGCGCAACUCACCUCGAUCGAUCGCGAUCUCUUCGUUCGCAUCCCCGCGACUGAGAUCGAGGCGCUGAUCUAUCAGAGAUCGUCGCGCAACGCGCCGAAUCUGGGCGCGUGGAUCGCCUUCAGCCACCGGAUCGCCUGCCUGACCGUCAGCGAGAUCCUCGCGAUCAGGCAGCUCGACAUGAGGACCAGAAUCAUGGCGAGAUUCAUCAACGCCGCCGAUAAGUGUCUCGCGCUUGGUAAUUUUCAGUCCUGCAGGUCUAUCCUGGCCGGUCUGCAGGCACCGCCGAUUUAUAGGCUUCGGAGAAGCUGGUCUUACCUCAGGACUCAUCACGCCAGCAGAUACGCGGCGAUGGAGAGACUGUCCAAGAUUUACAAGAGCCCACGUUGUUCAAAGUACCAAAGAGCUUGGGCCGCGGCCAAACGCAAUCCACCUUGUAUGCCGUAUGUUGGUCAUUUUCUGAUCAAAGUUCUAGGAUUAAAUGGCCUGAGGGAGAUUCAAACGAACUUUGCAAGGAGACAGUCGACAGCGCGAGUCAACGAGGCUUCAGAAUUUCUAUCUAUUAAUAAUAACUUCAACAAUCUUCACUCGGGAGAUGACAAGAGUCCGACGGAAUCAAAACAAUCUCUGGCCAGGCGUAUUUUCGCAGCGACGCUGGCCAGGAUAAAGUUCGCGGCGCGCCAGAACGUCGUCGACGAGACCAAAGGUGACGUCUGGACGUGCAGACAGCGAUAUCUCGCGCGCAGGUUUUUCCAUCGUUGGCGAGUGAUCGCGUUGGAAUCGCGAUUACGCUCGGAAAACGACAGAAAAUUGAAGAACAUGGACUCAAAGAGGAGAUGUGUCCUCGAUCUCGCAGCCUGGCUGACGGACCGUCAGAGAUUCGCGUUGGGCUACAAUUUCCCGUUGAACUCGUUCGCGUGUGAGUAUCUUUUGAAAGCGCGUUACAGGGAGGACCGCGAGAACUUCUUCAUCAGCCUCAAGCUGGAACCGCCUAGGACAACUUGAACUCGAUGCGCGCUGAAAGAUUUCGAUCGUGAUUAGUUACAUCGUUGGGGAUUGUUGUGCGAUCGCUGAUUUUAAUUAUCAUGCGUUCAUUUCGAGAGCAAAAGAGAACCGCAGCUAUCUUAUUGUUUCGAGUGCAAUAAGACAGAUAAAAUAUCGAUAUACUGCGCCAACUGCGCCGAUGGUUCAUCUAGAAACAUUUGUUUUAAACAUUGUCUUUAAGAUAACGAUGUACCAUUCAGUAUUACUUGCAUACGAUUUAUUCAGAAGCACUUUUACUUAGAAAAAGUAUCAUAUCUACACGCGCUUUGUACGAUUAUUAUUGCUAUAAUAACUUUAAUAAAAAUAAGUCUUUGAAUACUGUAAAUAUUAGGUAACGAGUGCUAAUUGGUACUUUAUAUGUUUCUGUAUAAUUUGUUAUAAUUUGUUAUCCGGAAAGGGAAAGGAUUAAGACGAUUUCUUUAUCACCGUUUUAUUCCGAACACAGUGUAUACAAUUGUUAUUUUACACAUGUUAUACGCGUGUAUAUAUAAAUAUGUAUAUAUAUAUAUAUAUAUACAUAUGCAUAUACACACAUAUAUAUUCCUUCGCAUAUUUCUCUAGGAAAUUUGUCAGUCGUAAACUUAAAAAAUGUGUAUGGUCGAAAAAGUGAAUAUCUGAACUGAAUGAUAAGUAUCAGAUUCUGACUAGAUA